Trichosporon asahii var. asahii CBS 2479 is the source of this 1422-nucleotide messenger RNA. RefSeq names its product membrane transporter. The transcript has 4 exons. The coding region runs from base 1 to 1422 and encodes 473 amino acids. The record is from RefSeq and is a predicted model, not a curated record. NCBI's taxonomy places the organism in Eukaryota, Fungi, Basidiomycota, Tremellomycetes, Trichosporonales, Trichosporonaceae.
AUGCCGACAGAAUUGCCUGAGACCUGUCUUGCGAGCGGCAUGAGAGAGGUCGGCGUCACACCGAGGGUGCAGGUGCGCGAUCUUCUGGAAGUGAGGCUCGCUCUGACGUUCAGGCCCCGAGCUAAACGUCUAUCUGUCGUGGCCACUUUCCCAGGCUCGAAUAUCUACCUGGCCAUCACGGGUCUCGGAGCCGGUGGUGGACAAGCAAACAGCGCUCUACUUUCCGGUAUCCAAAACAGCCUGGGCAACGGCGUCUUCGGCGUAUGCUCCUUCUUCGUCCCCCUGAUCCUUCGCUACUGCAAUGUGCGCUGGUUCCUCGUCAUCGGUCCUACGGGUUAUGCGGUCUACAUCGCCGGUCUCAUGUACUUCCAGGCGCGCGGUGAGAUGGCCUUCCCACUCGUGCUGUCAGUCUACUGGGGCAUGGGAAGCUCGCUCGUCUGGGUGUCCACGACGUACAUCUCCAUGGCAUAUGCGACCCGCAAGGAGAAAGGCCACUUCAUCAACAACCAAUGGUUGGGUCUCGCGAGCGGCAGUCUGGUAGGAGCAGCGGUCGCCUUCGGCGCCAACAUCCACAAGAGCAAAGCGGCAGGCGUGAGCCAGGGCGUGCUCGGCGCAUGGCUCGCGAUCCAUCUCUGUGCUGCACUCGCCGCAUUCUUCUUCAUUCUGCCAAGUGACCGCGUCAAGACCAAGGACGGGAGCACGAUCCCCGCCGGCAGCAUGAUCAUGGGCGACCUGAGCUUCAUGCAGACUCUGCGUGAAAUGGCUGGCACAUGGGUGUCGCCGAAAGUCCUGCUGGUCGCUCUGGCCAUGUUCUCCUCCGAUUUCUGGCUCGUGUUCGUCGGCUCGUACAAUGCCCGCAACUUCUCCCUCCGCGCUCGAUCCCUCAACACACUUCUGUACUGGGCGAUCCAGAUUCCGGCGGCGGAGGCACUCUCCCGCCUCCUCGACCGAAAGGGAUGGACGAACCGCCAGCGUGGGGCUGCAGGAUUCUGCACCCUGUUCGUUAUGGUCUGUGCAUCCUGGUUCGGUUACUACCUCUGGCAGGGCCUCAACAUCGAGUCGGCUAGCAUGAAGAACAAGAUUGAGGUCAUUGACUGGGCCGACGGCACCGCGUAUGUCAAGGGCCUCGUCGUCUACCUCAUCUUCGGCUUGUCCUAUCCGAGUGAGUACACCUGUGCAACGUCACUGACAUUUAGCCUACCACGUCGUGCUCGUGUUUUACUUCUCGAUGCUGGCGUCCGAGGGCUCGCGCCGUAUGACUUACUACUCUGGCAUCUUCAAGGGUCUCCAGGGUACAGGCCUGUGUCUGGCGUUCGGCAUCCAAACUACCUCGAGAACGUCGAUCCGGAGCCCACAGCGGUGACUGAGGACGUUGACUCUGACAUUCAGGAGAUCAAGGAGAGGGGUCUGGAGAAGGUCUAG